GAAAGACUGUAUGAACUCUUCAUGCUCCAGAUGGGAGAGGGGCGGACACAUUCCGAAAACCCCACAACGGAGUCUUUUUAAGAGGUUUUGGCCGCGAUACAGUAGAGAUUGUUUUGAACACAUACAUUGAAGACCAGCAGAAGAAAUGACCAGCGAAGUUGAACCCGAGAAUCCAGAGGUUUGGGGCGUUGCUGCAGCCCAGAGCGCGAGCGGCUCGGCCGAUGCGGAUACUUUAAUGGAAGUUACUUUCCAGAAGAACCCCAGUCAGAAAUACAAAUACCUGGAGGCAGAACCCAAGAUUUUAGGGGUCACAGAGAUCGCGCUGACUGUCUUCUUCGUUGUUUGCAGAAUUUCGUUUUAUAUGGUACGAUCUGAACUAAAUGGCUUCAUGCUGGCGUUUUCAUGUGUUGGCAUUAUUUCUGGCAGUGUGGCCAUUGCAGCGCAGAAACUUCACAUGCCAACACUUAAGGCUUGUUUGGGAAUGCAGGUGGUCACAUGUGUGGCAUAUACCUUCUGUCUUCUGGAAACAUUUGUUGAGCCAUAUGCACGCAUCACUGAUUGCUGGCAUCCCUAUAAUCACAGUAACAUAACACAUGAGAAUGACACAUGUAUACAAAUAGAGAAAGGAUUUCAUCUACUGUUUGCAUUAGAUCAGCUCACGGAGUUGACUCAGAUUGUCCUCUCCAUCACAAUAGCUGCAUACUGCUGCAAGGUGAUUCCUUGCUGCAGUCCCACAUCUCACGUGCCUGUCAUCGUUAUGACGCCACCCACGGCUACGCAAUGAACGUUGGAGUGUGUGCAUCUAAAAAGGCUAAUAAUACUAAUAAAACUCAAUCUUUGAACACAUUAUUAAAUACUAAUACAUUAUACCAUAGUCAAACAUAUCACUAAUAUAUCUCUAUACAAAUAUUUUGAGAGCAUUAAAACAUCUGGUCUUUUAACAUAAUGUGCAGACUGCAGACCUAUUUCUGAAUUAACAUAAAUGUGUAUAAUUGCCAGUAUGAAUUAAUAUCUCAAUCAGCUUUAAAAUACAACAUAUAAAACUUGUAAAAAUAGCCUUUUACAGAACAUAUACUGUAUAUUCCAAUUCAUAUACGGAAUCUGUUGGUGUAUGGACAUUGUCAAUACACAAAUUAAAAGUUAUUAAAAUUGAAUAAACUAAUGUAAUAAACAAUAAAAAUAAAUCUAGUUACAGUCUUCA
This is a messenger RNA of Cyprinus carpio (common carp), 1201 nucleotides long. RefSeq lists its product as uncharacterized. Lineage: Eukaryota; Metazoa; Chordata; Actinopteri; Cypriniformes; Cyprinidae. The record is from RefSeq and is a predicted model, not a curated record.